AUGUGCGAGUUUGUAGCAAGUUUAAUCAUCCUUCAUCUGUCUGGAGCAACGAAGAAAGGAACAGAAAAGCAAACCACCUCAGAAACUCAGAAGUCAGUGCAGUGUGGAACAUGGACAAAGCAUGCAGAGGGAGGAGUCUUCACCUCUCCCAACUACCCUAGCAAGUACCCCCCUGACCGGGAGUGCGUGUACAUCAUAGAAGCCGCCCCAAGGCAGUGCAUUGAACUUUACUUUGAUGAAAAAUACUCUAUUGAGCCAUCCUGGGAAUGUAAAUUUGAUCACAUUGAAGUUCGGGAUGGACCCUUUGGCUUUUCUCCAAUAAUUGGACGAUUCUGUGGACAGCAAAACCCACCUGUCAUCAAAUCGAGUGGAAGAUUCCUGUGGGUUAAAUUUUUUGCUGAUGGAGAGCUGGAGUCUAUGGGAUUCUCAGCUAGAUACAAUUUCACACCUGAUCCUGACUUUAAGGACCUUGGAGUUUUGAAACCAUUACCAGUGUGUGAGUUUGAGAUGGGCGGCUCUGAAGGCAUUGUGGAGUCCGUACAAAUUCUCAAAGAAGGCAAAGCUACUGCCAGCGAGGCCGUGGACUGCAAGUGGUACAUCAGAGCUCCUCCACGAUCCAAGAUUUACUUACGGUUCUUGGACUAUGAGAUGCAGAAUUCGAACGAGUGCAAGAGGAAUUUCGUGGCGGUGUACGACGGCAGCAGCUCGGUGGAGGACCUGAGGGCCAAGUUCUGCAGCACGGUGGCCAACGACGUGAUGCUGCGCACGGGGCUGGGCGUGGUGCGCAUGUGGGCCGACGAGGGCAGCCGCAACAGCCGCUUCCAGAUGCUCUUCACCUCCUUCCAAGAACCUCCUUGCGAGGGCAAUACCUUCUUCUGCCACAGCAACAUGUGCAUCAACAACACGCUGGUGUGCAACGGGCUCCAGAACUGUGUGUAUCCGUGGGAUGAAAACCACUGUAAAGAAAAGAGGAAAACCAGCCUGCUGGACCAGCUCACCAACACCAGUGGGACUGUCAUUGGCGUGACUUCCUGCAUUGUGAUCAUCCUUAUUAUCAUUUCUGUCAUUGUCCAGAUCAAACAGCCUCGUAAAAAGUACGUCCCAAGGAAGUCAGACUUUGAGCAGACCGUUUUCCAGGAGGUGUUUGAGCCUCCUCACUAUGAGCUAUGCACUCUCAGAGGGACAGGAGCGACAGCGGACUUUGCAGAUGGAGCGGAUGACUUUGACAGUUACCACAAGCUGCGGAGGUCAUCGUCCAAAUGCAUUCACGACCAUCACUGUGGAUCCCAGCUGUCCAGCGCUAAGGGCAGCCGCAGCAACCUCAGCACAAGAGACGCUCCCAUCUUGACGGAGAUGCCCACCCAGCCCGCCAAGCCCCUCCUCCCACCCGUGAACAGGAGAAACAUCCUUGUCAUGAAACACAACUACUCCCAGGACCCCGCAGAUGCCUGCGACGUGGACGAGAUCGAGGAGGUGCCCACCACCAGCCACAGGCUGUCCAGGCACGACAAAGCCGUGCAGCGGUUCUGCCUCAUUGGGUCUCUAAGCAAACACGAGUCUGAAUACAACACCACGCGGGUCUAAAAAGAAAACAAGAAAGAACUCUUUGUACAAACAUGGGGACUGUGAAAAGAAAAUUCUAUAGUGAAUUGUGAAAAGUGGACACAUUUCUAAAUUCAUUCCACUGCCUUUAUUCAAACUUAAGAAUUACAGACCUUUGUUAAUUCUCCGGCGAGACAUCCCCGUUGAAAAUGACAUGUCAUUUCGUAAUUUGGUUGCUGGCCACCAAGUGCUCCUUAGUUUUUAAAUACAUUGGGAGGUUUACUGGAAACUUGAAGAAGAAAUGAAUUCCUGAUUAAGACUAUCUCGAGUUUAUUUUCUAUUGUCAGUUUUACUUUUGUUUCUAUGUUGUUUAUGUCUUUGUUACAUAAUUGUACAUCAUGUGAUCUGUGAGAGAGAAAAAAACACACCACAAAAUUUCUGAUGAACCUUGUGUUACCUGUUUUCACUCUGGACUGCUUGAGAAUAGUGAGCGUUCUUGGGUGAUUUUGAAUGUGCAACCAUGAAAAGUGACCAUGUGGAUCACGGAGACACCAACCAGAGGUUUUAUGGACUAUACCCAUGUAAUGCUGUGUGAUUAAACAGAGUGGAAAGCAAUGAGUAAAAUCACUAGAUUGCAAUAAGAAAAAAGCAUCUCAUUCUUUUGGUCUUUCUUAUAGACCCCAUUCCUUUUUUUUUUCAUCAAAGGAAGAUAUUGAGUUUCAGAACAGGUUCUUUUCUCUUUUCUUUCUUCUUUUUGAAAUUAGAUAUUUUACCACUCCUCCUCUACAAUAGAAAUGUCUUUGAUUAAGCACUUAGCAAUAUGACAGUUUGAGAAAAUACCCUGCAUGUCAAUACUGGAUAAUUGAGUUGGGGAAAUAUCCUCUUUGUCAGACACAUUGUAAAAAAGCAUGCAUUCUCAAAAUAUCACUGUUACUCUCCCAUUUCUUUGUGCCAUA
This is a messenger RNA of Dipodomys ordii (Ord's kangaroo rat), 2498 nucleotides long. It is a transcript of the gene Neto1, whose product is annotated as neuropilin (NRP) and tolloid (TLL)-like 1. Gene Ontology annotation, molecular function: protein binding. Bases 1 to 1584 code for a protein of 527 amino acids. The record is from RefSeq and is a predicted model, not a curated record. NCBI's taxonomy places the organism in Eukaryota, Metazoa, Chordata, Mammalia, Rodentia, Heteromyidae. The transcript has 11 exons.